CGGGCACGGUCACACCCAGCGCGCCUCCGCCGCUGUCGCUGCCCCUGCCGCGCCCGGGAAGCGCUACGCCGCCCGCGGAGAGGCUUCGCCCGGAAAAUCUCGCUCCUGCAGCCAUGUCCACCGCGGACGAAGUCGACGGGCUGGGGGUGGUCCGCCCGCACUAUGGCUCUGUCUUGGAUAAUGAAAGGCUCACUGCAGAGGAGAUGGAUGAGAGGAGACGUCAGAAUGUGGCUUAUGAGUACCUUUGUCACCUAGAGGAAGCAAAGAGGUGGAUGGAGGCUUGUCUCAGUGAAGAGCUGCCUCCUACUACAGAACUGGAAGAAGGCCUAAGGAAUGGGGUUUACCUUGCUAAACUUGGAAACUUCUUCUCUCCCAAAGUGGUAUCCUUGAAGAAGAUUUAUGAUCGGGAGCAGACCAGAUACAAGGCAACUGGCCUUCACUUUCGGCAUACCGAUAACGUGAUUCAGUGGCUGAAUGCAAUGUCUGAGAUUGGGCUGCCUAAGAUUUUUUAUCCUGAAACCACAGACAUCUAUGAUCGAAAGAAUAUGCCACGCUGUAUCUACUGUAUCCAUGCACUCAGCUUGUACCUGUUCAAACUGGGGCUGGCUCCCCAGAUUCAAGACCUGUAUGGCAAAGUUGACUUCACAGAGGAAGAAAUUAACAACAUGAAGAGUGAGCUGGAGAAGUAUGGGAUUCAGAUGCCUGCCUUCAGUAAAAUAGGGGGAAUUCUGGCAAAUGAGCUCUCUGUGGAUGAAGCAGCAUUGCAUGCUGCUGUUAUUGCCAUCAACGAAGCCAUUGAACAUAGAGUUCCUGCUGAGACUUUUAGUGCUUUGAAAAACCCUAAUGCUAUGCUGGUGAAUCUUGAAGAGCCAUUGGCUUCCACUUACCAGGAUAUACUUUACCAGGCCAAGCAUGACAAGAUGGCAAAUGCGAAAAACAGGACGGAAGACUCUGAAAGAGAGAGGGAUGUUUAUGAGGAGUUGUUGACUCAGGCGGAAAUUCAGGGAAAUAUAAAUAAAGUCAAUACGUAUUCUUCAUUAGCCAACGUGGACCUGGCUUUAGAACAGGGAGACCCAUUGGCCUUAUACCAGGCACUGGUGGCCCCAGCUCUGGGCCUCCGAGCACUGCAGCAGGACAACUGUGAUUGGUACUUCAAGCAGCUUCUGAAUGAGAAGCAGCAGAAGAAGCAGAGUGGAGUGAUUGGUCCAUUGCAGAAGGAGGACCUGCAGGCUGGAGUGGAUGCUGCUAACCGUGCUGCCCUGCAAUAUCAGAGAAGGUUGGCAGCAGUGACUUCAAUUAAUGCUGCAAUCCGAAGGGGUAUUGCUGAGAAGACUGUGUCGGAGUUGAUGAAUCCGGAGGCCCAGUUACCUCAGGUCUAUCCUUUUGCUGCUGAACUUUACCAGAAGGAGCUGGCUACUCUGCAGCAGCAGAGCCCUGAUCAUAACCUCACCCAUCCUGAACUCUCAGUUGCAGUUGAGAUGUUGUCAUCAGUGGCCUUAAUCAAUAGGGCUUUGGAAUCAGGAGAUAGAAAUACUGUCUGGAAACAGCUGAGCAGUUCAGUUACGGGCCUUACUAACAUUGAAGAAGAAAAUUCCCAGAGGUAUAUUGAUGAACUGAUGAAGCUGAAAGCCCAGGCACAUGCAGAGAAUAAUGAGUUUAUUACAUGGAAUGACAUUCAGGCUUCUGUGGACCUUGUGAACAUGAUGGUGCAAGAGGAAAAUGAGCGAAUUUUAGCAAUCGGCUUAAUUAAUGAAGCACUGGAUGAAGGAGAUGCCAGAAAGACCCUGAAAGCCUUGCAGCUUCCUUCAGUGAAACUGGAGGGAGUGCACACUCAAGUUGCCCAGCAUUACCAAGAUACACUGAUUAGAGCAAAGCGGGAAAAGGCUCAGGAAAUUCAGGAUGAAUCAGCUGUGUUAUGGCUGGAUGAAAUUCAGGGUGGGAUCUGGCAGGCGAACAAAGAUACAGAAGAGGCACAAAAAUUUGCCUUAGGAGUCUUGGCUAUUAAUGAAGCAGUGGAUGCUGGUGACAUGGGCCACACCCUUGUUGCCCUUCGCUCUGCUGAUGUUGGCUUGUAUGGAGUUACUCCUGAAUGUGCUGAAUCCUAUCAGAGAGACCUUGAAGAUUUAAAGAAGAAAAAGCUUGCAGCAGGUGACAAUAAUAGCAAGUGGGUGAAGCACUGGGUGAAAGGCGGGUAUCAUUAUUACCACAACGUGGAGACCAGAGAAGGCGGAUGGGAUGAGCCUCCGGGCUUUGUGCAAAAUACAACCCAUCUCUCUCGGGAGGAGAUCCAGAGUUCCAUCUCUGGGGUGACAGCCGCCUACAACCGGGAACAAUUGUGGCUGGCCAAUGAGAGCCUAAUCACCAAGCUUCAGGCAGCGUGUCGUGGGUACCUCGUUCGUCAGGAUUUCAGGUCCCGGAUGAAUUUCCUCAAGAAACAAGUCCCUGCCAUCAUUUGCAUCCAGUCUCAGUGGCGGGGGUACAAGCAAAAGAAGGCAUAUCAAGAUCGUUUAGGAUACCUGCGCUCACAUAAAGAUGAAGUUAUAAAGAUUCAGUCCCUGGCAAGAAUGCAUCAGGCUAGAAAGCGUUAUAAAGACAGGUUGCAGUAUUUCAGAGACCAUAUAAAAGACAUAAUAAAAAUCCAGGCCUUUAUUCGGGCAAACAAAGCUCGGGAUGACUACAAAACACUCAUCAAUGCUGAGGAUCCCCCUAUGGUGGUUGUCCGAAAGUUCGUCCAUCUUUUGGAUCAGAAUGAUCAGGAUUUUCAAGAGGAACUUGAUCUCAUGAAGAUGAGGGAAGAGGUUGUGACCCUUAUCCGAUCCAAUCAACAGUUGGAAAAUGACCUGAAUCUCAUGGAUAUCAAGAUUGGACUACUAGUGAAAAAUAAAAUCACAUUACAGGAUGUGGUUUCCCAUAGCAAGAAACUUACCAAGAAGAAUAAGGAGCAGUUGUCUGACAUGAUGAUGUUGAACAAGCAGAGGGGCGGGCUUAAGGCUCUGAGCAAAGAGAAGAGAGAGAAGUUGGAAGCUUAUCAGCACCUGUUUUAUCUGUUGCAGACCAACCCUACCUAUCUAGCCAAGCUGAUUUUUCAGAUGCCCCAGAACAAGUCCACGAAGUUCAUGGAUUCUGUGAUCUUCACAUUGUACAACUAUGCCUCCAACCAGCGAGAGGAGUACCUGCUGCUGCGUCUCUUUAAGACAGCCCUCCAGGAGGAGAUCAAAUCAAAGGUAGACCAGAUUCAAGAGAUUGUGACUGGAAAUCCUACUGUUAUUAAAAUGGUUGUGAGUUUCAACCGAGGAGCUCGAGGCCAGAAUGCCUUGCGGCAGAUCCUGGCCCCUGUCGUGAAGGAGAUUAUGGAUGACAAAUCUCUUAACAUCAAAACUGACCCUGUGGAUAUUUACAAGUCUUGGGUCAAUCAGAUGGAGUCUCAAACAGGAGAAGCAAGCAAACUGCCAUAUGAUGUGACCCCUGAGCAGGCACUGUCUCAUGAAGAGGUAAAGACUCGACUUGACUCCUCCAUUAGGAACAUGAGGGCAGUGACCGACAAAUUCCUCUCUGCUAUAGUCGCCUCUGUGGACAAAAUCCCUUAUGGGAUGCGCUUCAUUGCCAAGGUUCUGAAGGAUUCACUGCAUGAGAAGUUCCCUGAUGCUGGUGAGGAUGAGCUCCUAAAGAUUAUUGGUAACCUGCUCUACUACCGCUAUAUGAACCCAGCCAUCGUGGCUCCUGAUGCUUUUGACAUCAUUGACCUGUCAGCAGGAGGCCAGCUCACCACAGACCAACGAAGAAACCUGGGCUCUAUUGCAAAGAUGCUCCAACAUGCAGCCUCCAAUAAAAUGUUCUUGGGAGAUAAUUCUCACCUAAGCAUAAUUAAUGAAUAUCUCUCUCAUUCCUACCAGAAGUUCAGACGCUUUUUUCAAACUGCAUGUGAUGUGCCAGAGCUGCAGGAUAAAUUUAAUGUGGAUGAGUAUUCUGACUUAGUGACUGUCACCAAACCAGUUAUCUACAUUUCUAUUGGUGAAAUCAUCAAUACCCACACAUUGCUUUUAGAUCAUCAGGAUGCCAUUGCUCCUGAACAUAAUGAUCCCAUCCAUGAGCUACUGGAUGAUCUUGGGGAAGUGCCUACUAUUGAGUCCCUCAUCGGGGAAGGGUCUGGCAAUUUAAAUGACCCAAAUAAGGAGGUGCUGGCUAAGACAGAAGUCUCUCUCACACUGACAAACAAGUUUGAUGUGCCUGGAGAUGAAAAUUCAGAAAUGGAUGCUCGGACUAUCUUGCUCAAUACAAAGCAUUUAAUUGUGGAUGUCAUCCGGUUCCAGCCAGGAGAGACGCUAACUGAGAUCCUUGAAACACCUACCACCAAUGAACAGGAAGCAGAACAUCAAAGAGCCAUGCAGAAGCGAGCCAUCCGUGAUGCCAAAACCCCUGACAAGAUGAAAAAAGCCAAAUCUGUCAAAGAGGACAGUAACCUGAGCCUCCAGGAGAAGAAGGAGAAGAUCCAGUUGGGUUUAAAGAAGCUGGUAGAGCUUGGGACGGUGAAUCCAAACAACAAAUACCAGGAGCUGAUCAACGAUAUUGCCAAGGACAUCCGGAAUCAGCGGAGGUAUCGACAGAGGAGAAAAGCGGAGCUGGUCAAACUGCAGCAGACUUAUAAUGCUCUGAACUCCAAGGCCUCGUUUUAUGGCGAGCAAGUGGACUAUUAUAAGAGCUACAUCAAAACCUGCUUGGAUAACUUGGCUAGCAAGGGCAAGGUGUCUAAGAAGCCAAGAGAGAUGAAAGGAAAGAAAAGCAAAAAGAUUUCCCUAAAAUACACAGCUGCACGACUGCAUGAGAAGGGAGUCCUUCUGGAAAUUGAGGACCUUCAAGUGAAUCAGUUCAAAAAUGUGAUAUUUGAAAUCAGCCCAACAGAGGAAGUUGGAGACUUUGAAGUGAAAGCCAAAUUUAUGGGGGUUCAGAUGGAGACUUUCAUGUUACAUUAUCAGGAUCUGUUACAGCUGCAAUACGAAGGGGUUGCUGUCAUGAAACUAUUUGAUAGAGCGAAAGUCAAUGUCAACCUCCUGAUUUUCCUGCUCAACAAGAAAUUCUAUGGGAAAUAAUUGUAGGUCAGCCACAUCUGCUGAGGGCAAGAAGACCACGGGGGAAGGAGCACCAUGUGAUGGCCUUCUAAUGUGCUUCACCCAUUGAAGCCAGAGAUACUCCCAAUGCCAAACUGCAUCUCCUCCCGUUUUGGGACCUUCUCUUGCUCCCUUCUCACAGUGAAUUAAUAACUCAGGCUUCUGCUCACCUUUUUGGGUUACUUCAUUUUCUUCUCUGUCAUUUGACACCCAAGGAAAAAGUGGAAACUCAGUCCACUAAAAACCUUUUCCCAUAGGCUGUUACAGGCUCAGUGGUUACUUGGAUAUAUUUUGAGCUUUGGGAUCUUCCUUUAAUUAGAAAUGUGAAUGGUAGGGUUCUUGUUACUUAUGUAGAUAGACGAUAUUGGCACCAAUUAGAAAAAAACAUAACCUUUAUGGACAUGAAUACAUGUAGCCUUGUCCAUGUCAGAUUACAUAAGCAGAGACCAAUUAAUGGUUCAGAUUGUAAUCGUUAAGAGACUGGUUUGAAGCUAAAUUGGGUCUUUUGUUCUCCAAGUAAGACAUAAUGCUAUGGGAAAUGUGUUCGCAUUUGAUCUUUGCCAUCUUGGUUCCCUCUGUGCAGUAGCCUUUGUUCUGCCCAGGGAGAAGAGCUUCUGAGUGGAGCAUACAUGUAGGUCCAUUUUUAUGGAAGGAUUCAGUUGAUGAAAAAUUUGUGCAUUCAGGAAUGGACCAAGCUCCCUGUUAGGUUACCUGCCGCCUUCUUCUGUGAUGGUGCCCACCCAGGGACACAGGAUUAGGCCAAUUUAGGAAGGCAUCCCACCCAAUCCCUUAAUGAAUGGUUUUAGAUCUAACAUUAAGCAUCCUAACUAGAUUCAUUAUUUUGGUUUGUUGCUUUAAGGUGCCUUAUUAACAUAGAUUAAUCUGUCUCAGUUCUUAAGGGAUUUCUUUAUGGUUGCUUGCCUGCAGAUGAAAAUAUAUUUUGUGGUUUUUUUAUUAAUAAAAUAGGGGGAAUAGGGUAUUUUAAAGAUUUAUAUAAUGCUUCAGAAGCCUUUAGAGUGCUAUAAGAAGAGGAAUUUUUAAUAAUAAAAUAAAACUAGCUUAUCUGUAUAUCUGAACUCUUAGAAAUGUCUUAUAGCCACAACACUAUAAGGACUCAUCUGCAGAGUUGCAGAGGGACAGCCCUGCCUUACUGUAAAUUGAACCAAAACAAAAAUAUAUUUGAUCAGCACAUACUGUAUUCUAAGCCCUGAUUCUUGUACCAGUUUCUCCUUUGUCUGUUUUUGCUGACUCCAUUAGUAUCUUUAACUAUGAACCCUGCUUUUAAGAGGCUUUAGUCCUAAAAAUUAAGCCUUGACAAAGCAUGGAUGGAUGAGACAUCUAUCUGGGAAUAAUACAUGUCAUAUACUUUAAAAAAAAAAAACAAGCAGCAAACAUCCAGUCUUUAGGAAUACUUACUAAAAUCAUGCCAUUUUCUCCUAUUGUUUUGGUUCAGCGUUCCUUAAGUAUAAAACUAUCUCUCGCCCAAUUUAAACAACAUUUUAAAGCACACAUAAACCCUCCACUGAAACCAUUUAUAUCAGCAUUUUGAAAUUGGUUGAUGCAUUUUUCCAGCGAAGCACGUUAAGAAAUAGCCAUUGGUAACUAGCUGUGUACCAUAUUCUUGUUGCAGUUGUAAAUACCGGAGAAUUAUUUUUUAGUAUGGACUCUCCUCAGUCAGUUACACAGGAUUGAUGACAUGUAUGUUACUCAAUGCUUUGUACAUUCUAGGACAUCUAAGAGGUGGAGGAUUUAGGCAAGGAAAAAUUUCACCAUAGAACUAGAGAAGGAAUAAAGUGUAAUAACUCAUGGGAAUUCUCCACUGCCAUGACUUAGGGACUCUCUUGAAUUAAUUUUUUUUUUCUGUAAAUGCAUUUUUUUUGGAAAACAAAGUAAAUUAAAGAUUGCAGUAAUAGCUUCAAAAACUGGGACCAAAGAUCCAGUCUUUUUAAGAAAAGGAUACUACUUUCCUUUGGGCCCCACCCUGAACCAGGCAUUGCAGUGAUGACCGAAGUCUUCAAGGGGCUAUCAUAGGGACACUUAGGUUUUUUGUAAAAAUUACCUAUUCGCUGAAUAUAAUCUCUGAUGCAAGGCAUUAAGUAUGAAAUCUUUAGAGUUAAAGAAUUUUUAUGGGGAUAAAUUUGAAGCAAUUUUUUUAAUACAUUAGAGAAAACGGAUAUAUUUUCAUUCUGAACAUUGGAACUUUGUAGCUUUUAUUACUGGUUUAUUUAUUAGUAAUAGGAUUCUUCCAGCUUCUUUCUCCCUCUUAGGCCACCUCUCCUUGCCAGCCAUCAUGACAUUUGUUGCCAGUUUAUUUACUCCCAGGAAUUUGGGCUGCUUGUUCCAUUUAUUGGCACAAAAAAAUUGUCUUUUGUAUCUCUCAACGAAAUAAAAGGUCAUUUGUUCAUGUUA
Molecule: messenger RNA, 7514 nt
Organism: Phascolarctos cinereus (koala)
Lineage: Eukaryota; Metazoa; Chordata; Mammalia; Diprotodontia; Phascolarctidae
Gene: IQGAP1
Product: IQ motif containing GTPase activating protein 1
Biological process (GO): epidermal growth factor receptor signaling pathway; fibroblast migration; regulation of GTPase activity
Cellular component (GO): nucleus; cell cortex
Molecular function (GO): actin filament binding; calmodulin binding; GTPase activator activity
Source: RefSeq, a predicted model, not a curated record